GGCGGCACUUGAAUUGCCUUUCGGUCCGUCAAGGUUUUACAUUUGAUUUUAGGGUUUAGUGAAGGUACUGGGCGAGUUUGGCUGACAUCCGAUUCCAGUCGCCGUUACUUUUGGCACCAGGAGGACGUCGAGUGUGUUCUUCCCCUGCGUAGAGCGUCGCUGGUGCCACAGACUGGAAUGGUUACCUCUAAUCUCUUUUCCUCUAUCCUUGGCGCUGGCAAUUGAAAUUUCGCUUUCGUUGGAAAGAGUAUCUUCUCCGACAAGUUAAAGCAAAAUGUGUGAUUCAAAUGCCAGUGUUAGGGAAUAAUGUCUCAUCAAGUGGGUUUCAGAUUCUUUACUGAGCUAAUUAUGAUCGUAGAUUGAUUGCAUCACUGCCUCAUGUAGGCAUCACAUUGUCUUCUAAUAUAUCUCGAGCAAGUGUAGAAGUAGAAGAAUGGGUGAUGCAGGAUGUGAACAACCUGAACAGCCAGUUAAUGAUGGAAGAGAGGAACUGAACAUCCAAUCUAUUGGAAACCUUGAUCCUGCAAGGAGACUAGUCAAAGAUACUGAGUCCUGCCCCUUGUCGAAUCCUGAAUCUGAGGCAAUAACUUGUAAGCUGGUUAUGAAUGUGGAUGCUUCUGCUCAACCUAGUCGGAGGAUUCUUCCAUCUUCUUUAAUGGGAAAUGUUUCCCGAUCUGUAUUUAAACCUAGCUUAGGAAAUUAUAAACGACUUGUUGGUGGAAGGGUUCUACGUUCAUCUUUCGUUGGAGGAAACUCAACUGAUACUUCAACAAGGUUUCAGCCACCAGCAUUUGUAGAAGUAAAAUCCCAUACCAAGAUGAAACCUGAGUCCCGCCCCUUGUCAAAUCCUGAAUCGGAGGCAAUAACUUGUAAGAUGGUUAUGAAUGUGGAUGCUUCUGCUCAACCUAGUCAGAGGAUUCUUCCAUCAUCUUUCAUGGGAAAUGUUUCCCGAUCUGUAUUUAAACCUAGCUUAGGAAAUUAUAAACGACUUACUGGUGGAAGGGUUCUACGUUCAUCUUUCGUCGGAGGAAACUCAGCUGAUACUUCAACAAGGUUUCAGCCACCAGCAUUUGUAGAAGUAAAAUCCCAUACCAAGAUGAAACCUGAGUCCCGCCCCUUGUUGAAUCCUGAAUCUGAGGCAAUAACCUGUAAGCUGGCUAUGAAAGUGGAUGCUUCUGCUCAACCUAGUCAGAGGAUUCUUCCAUCAUCUUUCAUGGGAAAUGUUUCCCGAUCUGUAUUUAAACCUAGCUUAGGAAAUUAUAAACGACUUGUUGGUGGAAGGGUUCUACGUUCAUCUUUUGUUGGAGGAAACUCAAUUGAUACUUCAACAAGGCUUCAGCCACCAGCAUUUGUAGAAGUAAAAUCCCAUACCAAGAUGAAACCUUCAGUAGAGAGUAUAGGCAGUAAACAUUUGCUUGGAAGGGACAUUUCAUAUCGGCUGCUGCCUUCUUCAUUCCAUGGAAGAUCAGCCAACAUUAUGCAGCAACCAGGAACAAGCAAUGAACAAAAGCACUUGGGAAUGGGAGAUGAUAGGCACAUUCGUGAUGAGAGGCAUAUAUAUCAAGAGGCAUUGCAGAACCUUGAUCAACCACAGAUUGAAGACGAUCUGCCAGACACUCUGUUGGCUGUUCCUCUCCUAAAGCACCAGAAAAUAGCCUUGGCUUGGAUGGUUCAAAAGGAGAAUAGUGUACAUUGUGCAGGCGGAAUACUUGCUGAUGAUCAGGGCCUUGGUAAGACGGUAUCGAUGAUUGCUCUAAUACAAAAGCAAAUAGCGGAACAGUUGAACUUCACAUCUGCCAAUUCUAGUUGUAUCAUGCCAGAAACAUUAAAUCUAGAUGAGGAUGGGGUUAGUGACUUGGCUAUGUCAAAGCAACAAACUGAGAGAAUGACUAAUUCACGUGUACACUCGUCAUCCCAAAACUCAAAACCGGCUGCUGGUACUCUUGUUGUAUGCCCUGCAAGUGUUCUUCGACAAUGGGCUCAAGAGCUAGAUGAGAAAGUUCCUGAAAGUGCAAAGUUGUCUGUUCUAAUAUACCAUGGAGGUACAAGGACAAAAGAUCCUAUGGAGUUAACAGAGUAUCAUGUUGUUCUAACCACCUAUUCAAUUGUUACUCAUGAAGUACCAACUCAUUUAUUGGCUUCUGAUGAUGAAAAGGAUGAGCUCACAUGCAACAAAAAAAGGAAGGCAGUUCCCAAAAAAGGGAACAAGCAGAAGAGAAAAGGGCAAAGAAAGAAAAAUUCGCAGCAUGAUAUUGGCAGUGGUCCCCUUUCAAGAGUUCGGUGGUUCAGGAUUAUACUAGAUGAGGUUCAAAUAAUAAAAAAUUUCAGAACACAAAUGUCUAGAUCUUGUUCUGGUCUUCGUGCUAAAAGAAGAUGGUGCUUAUCAGGGACACCGAUGCAGAAUUCAAUCGAUGACCUCUACAGCUACUUCCGCUUCUUGAAGUAUGAUCCGUAUGCUGACUAUAGUUCUUUCUGUACCUCUAUAAAAUAUCCAAUUUCUACAAAUGCAAGCAGUGGAUAUAAGAAGCUUCGGGCUGUCUUUAAAGCUAUACUGCUUCGUCGCACCAAAGGUACACUAAUUAAUGGGGAGCCAAUUCUUAAACUACCUCCAAAAUCAAUCUUCCUUGAAAAGCUGGAUUUUUCGCAAGAGGAGAGACAAUUCUAUUUGCAACUAGAGGCUGAUUCACGAGAACAAUUCAAGGAAUAUGCCAAUGCUGGGACCUUGAAAAAAAAUUAUGCAAAUAUUCUAUUGCUGCUUUUGCGACUUAGGCAAGCCUGUGAUCACCCCAUUCUUGUCAAAGGGUUCCAUUCAAAUACCAGUGGAAAGAACUCAAUGCCUAUGGAGCGGCAUCUUUCCAGGAAGACGAUUGUCCAUUUGCUUAAUCAGUUAGAAAGUUCUCUCGGAAUUUGUGAUUUGUGCAGUGACCUAGCCGAGGAUGCUGUUGUCACAAUGUGUGGGCAUGUCUUUUGCUAUCAGUGUGUGUCUGAACAUUUAACCGGUGAUGACAACUUGUGUCCUGCAACCGACUGUAGUAAUACUAUUGGUUAUGAUUCAUUUUUUUCACGAGAUAUAUUGAAGAGAUUAAUUUCUGAUGAUGAUACUGAUGAAGCUUCAACCCGCUACACUUGUGAUCCAGAAUCAGUCACCCACGGUCAUUACAUCUCUUCCAAAACUAAAGCCGUUAUAGAUAUCCUGAUGUCAAUCUCUGGUUCAAAUACCAAAAUUGUUGAUAAUCUUGCAAAUUCCACUAAUUUCAAACCUAAUCAGUUAAACCUAAAUCCUAAAGUGCCCGAAAAGGUCCUUAUUUUUUCCCAGUGGAAUAGCAUGCUGGACUUGCUUGAGUUUUCAUUGGAUAAGUAUUUUAUACAGUAUAGGAGGCUAAAUGGGACAAUGUCUCUUACUUCAAGAGACAAGGCUGUGAAAGACUUCAAUAGUGACCCAGAGGUAACUGUUAUGCUAAUGUCACUAAAAGCGGGAAGUCUUGGCCUGAAUAUGGUUGUUGCACGUCAUGUGAUUCUUCUUGAUCUUUGGUGGAAUCCAACUACUGAAGAGCAAGCCAUUGACCGAGUGCAUCGAAUUGGACAAACCCAUCCAGUAAAGGUGUCACGAAUAACUAUAAAAGAUACAGUUGAAGAUCGUAUAUUGGCUCUUCAGUUACUUAUCUUUGACCAAUGUGCUAAUUUCGAUAUUAGCAUUAUAACUAUCGUCAUUGAACUGUGGCAGUUAAACAAGGAGAAGAAAAGGAAGAUGAUUUCUUCUGCUUUUGGAGAUGACCACGGUGUCAAUAAAGCUAGUCAGCUCAGCGUGGAAGAUCUAAAAUACCUGUUUAACUUCUUCAAUGACUGAGUUUCGUGUGGAUUACAGUAUUUAUUUUGAUCGUUUUGCAUACGCAAGAAUCGAGAUGCUGGGGAAAUUUUGUUGGAAGAUGUGCUCCUGUCACGCAACCAGUUUAUCCCUUCCCCUCGAUUAGAGGUUCUGGUAAUCAUGAAACUGGCAUCCUAGGACUGAUGGGGCGUGAUCUACUGUAAAUAUAAAUUUUGCAGCCAGUUU
Zingiber officinale is the source of this 4051-nucleotide messenger RNA. Its product is annotated as helicase-like transcription factor CHR28. The record is from RefSeq and is a predicted model, not a curated record. The coding region runs from base 434 to 3847 and encodes 1137 amino acids. NCBI's taxonomy places the organism in Eukaryota, Viridiplantae, Streptophyta, Magnoliopsida, Zingiberales, Zingiberaceae. The transcript is spliced from 13 exons. Gene Ontology annotation, molecular function: ATP binding; ATP-dependent chromatin remodeler activity.